This is a messenger RNA of Mangifera indica (mango), 1831 nucleotides long. RefSeq names its product E3 ubiquitin-protein ligase RGLG4. NCBI's taxonomy places the organism in Eukaryota, Viridiplantae, Streptophyta, Magnoliopsida, Sapindales, Anacardiaceae. The coding region runs from base 286 to 1599 and encodes 437 amino acids. The transcript has 11 exons. The record is from RefSeq and is a predicted model, not a curated record.
UCCACAUUCUAUACAUGGUUCUGACUUAACAAGUGGUUACUGGAAAUACUGGCUGCUCUCUGAGUCUUGACUCAGUAUAGUUGAGAUUCUUUGCUAAACACGUAAUAAACAUUAUUCUCACGCAAAUGUUAAAGUUCUUGUCAUAGUAAGCAAGAAAUCGCUUUGUAGCUUUUGGGUCAGACCUCUCCUUUCUCUUCGAAUAUUUUCUUUUUCCUUUUUUUUCCAUCUAUAUCAUCUCUGUAUUUGUGCUGUUUGAAGCUUUUUUUAUAUGUUGAGGAAGAUGAUAUGGGCAACAUUUUUCCCGUCCUCAGGCGUAACCAACGAUUUACCAGUAGAGAUGUCAGCGUCGGAGCCGGCCGCUACUCCGACGUAAGUGGCCCUACACGUGGCGGUAGGGGGGUUGGUAGAGCUGGGUUAGGAAAUAUUAGCAGAAAUCGCAGUAUAUCACGACAGCCAUCGACUUCUGUAACCGUGAGCGGCAGCGGCCCUAGCAAUCAAGAUCAAAAGAAGAAGAAGAAGAGCAACAAUAUUAAGAACAAGUUUUCUUUAAUUCUUGACAAUUUCAAUACCCUUGAAGAGGUAACAGCAGCCUUGAGAGAAGCUGGUUUAGAAUCAUCCAAUCUCAUUCUUGGAAUCGAUUUCACUAAAAGCAAUGAAUGGACUGGCAAAGUCUCCUUCAAUAAUCGGAGCCUUCAUGCCAUUGGAGACGACCCUAAUCCAUAUGAAAAAGCAAUCUCUAUAAUUGGAAAAACAAUUGCCCCCUUUGAUGAAGACAACUUGAUCCCUUGUUUCGGCUUUGGUGAUGCUACAACACAUGAUCAUGAAGUGUUUAGUUUUCACAGUGAUCAUACGCCUUGCCAUGGUUUUGAAGAAGUAUUAUCCUGCUACAAAAGGAUCGUUCCAAACUUGCGACUUUCAGGGCCAACUUCUUAUGCACCGGUGAUUGAAGCUGCAAUCGACAUGGUAGAGAAGAGUGGUGGGCAGUACCAUGUAUUGGUUAUAGUUGCAGAUGGCCAGGUUACAAGGAGUAUCGAUACACAUUCUGGAGAUCUGAGUCCACAAGAACAGAAAACAAUCCAGUCUAUUGUUGAUGCAAGUUUAUAUCCACUCUCGAUUAUUCUUGUUGGCGUUGGGGAUGGACCUUGGGAAGACAUGAAGAAAUUUGAUGACAAGAUCCCAGCACGUCAGUAUGAUAAUUUUCAGUUUGUUAAUUUCACUGCCAUUAUGUCAAAACAAUCAAGUCCUUCGGAGAAAGAAACAGCUUUUGCUCUUGCUGCCCUCAUGGAGAUUCCCUUUCAAUAUAGAGCAACCAUCGAAUUUGGUUUACUCAAGCAUACAACGGGGAGAGCACCGAAAAUAGUUCCUCGCCCUCCUCCAGUUCCUUACAGUCAUCGUGCUCCACCAGAGCAUGAAGUAAGGACCAUUGUGUCAUCACCCGCCAUAGAUGAUCGAACCCAGGCUUGCCCAAUUUGCCUGACUAGUCCAAAGGACUUGGCCUUCAAUUGUGGACACAUGACUUGCAGCGACUGUGGGUCAAGGGUAACAAACUGUCCCAUAUGCCGCCAGAGGAUCACCAACCGCCUGAGGCUGUAUACUUGAUGGCUGAUACAAAGAAAGAUCAAACACAUCAGGUGCCUCUAAUAUUAGGGCUACGUUUGCGAGAAAACAGUGCCUUUUCAGGUUUGAGAGUUUGUGAAUUUUUUUCAUUGUAAAUUUCUGUUUUCUAGCCCUGAUUUGUACUCUUGUGUGUCUCCAUAUUCUUCCUUUCUUCUGCUUUUCCCUCACAAGGUUUGUACUCUCUAUCUUCAAUAAAAAAUUUGUUACAUGAUAA